Haliotis rubra (blacklip abalone) is the source of this 1765-nucleotide messenger RNA. RefSeq names its product ras-related protein Rab-9A-like. The record is from RefSeq and is a predicted model, not a curated record. NCBI's taxonomy places the organism in Eukaryota, Metazoa, Mollusca, Gastropoda, Lepetellida, Haliotidae. Gene Ontology annotation, biological process: retrograde transport, endosome to Golgi. Bases 138 to 752 code for a protein of 204 amino acids. Gene Ontology annotation, molecular function: GTPase activity; GTP binding. The transcript is spliced from 2 exons. Gene Ontology annotation, cellular component: lysosome; phagocytic vesicle; late endosome.
AUGACCUAAAUGACGUCAAGUAACCAUCAUGUCGGAAAGAUGUUGUCAAGAAAUUAUGUGAAUUCACAUUGCUGCGUUAAGACAUAGGACGUAAGUAGCGGCCUGAUUUAAUUGUGACAUCCUGACUUUGAUUCAAGAUGGCAAGCGGGAAAUCCAAACUGCUCAAGGUGGUUCUCCUGGGUGACGGUGGAGUUGGGAAAAGCUCAUUGAUGAAUCGUUUUGUCAGCAAUAAAUUUGAUUCUCAGUCCUUCCACACUAUAGGCGUAGAAUUUCUAAACAAAGAUGUUGAGGUCAAUGGAGAAAAUUACACCAUGCAGAUCUGGGACACAGCAGGCCAGGAGCGGUUCAAGAGCUUGAGGACACCGUUUUACAGAGGUGCCGAUUGCUGCCUUCUCACAUACGCUGUGGAUGACCUACAGAGCUUUAAGAACCUGUCGAUGUGGAAGAAGGAGUUUUUGUACUAUGCUGAUAUUCAGGAUGGGAACUGCUUUCCCUUUGUAGUCCUUGGUAAUAAAGUGGAUGUAGAGAAGCGCAUAGUUUCAGACGAGGAAGCGAUCACUUGGUGUGGACACAAUGGCAGUAUUCCUUAUUAUGAAACCAGUGCGAAAGACGCUACAAAUGUUGACAAGGCAUUCAAGGCCGCCGUGCAACGAUUGCGCGAACUGGAAGACAAAGUUGAAGUUAAGACAUCCCACGGGAACACAGUGGAUUUACGAAAGAAAGCAAAAUCUAAUUCAGGCUGCUGUAGCUGACAUUCCUCAUGUGGUACAGAUACUUAUAUAUGUUUAGAAGUUUUAUGAGAAUGAUGUUUGUUAACUGUGAAGAUGUUGCUGUUGACCCUGCUACCAAAAUCAUAAUAAUUCUACAUAUUUUGGAGCAGGUUUUUUAAGUUCUGUACAUUGGACUGUCAGAACUGUGCUAUCGUCAUUUACGUGAGUGAUUAUCAGAUGUCUGCUGGCAACUGAAGAAAUGGUUUACGACUUCUUACUCAUCACAACUAAUGAGCCAGGAUAUCCCUCCAGUGAAUCAUUCAUUUCCUGCACAUUGCUUGUUGGUAUAUACAUAUAUAGAUAUAUACGCAGGAGAUAUAUAUUUUACAAGAUGGUGUGUGCAACCCUGCCAGAAGGGUCCAGAGUUAUUGUCAUGACUCCUGUUGUGAUACGGCUUUGAUAUUGCUAAACACUCAGGGAUUGACAAGGCUAUCAGUUCCUUUGUCUGUUGAAAAUAUAGAGUUGUUGAUAAGAAGAUUGGUGUCUAUCGCUCCACUCAAUUCAAAUUCUAUUCUCUCUAUCAUUAAGUUUAAAUGAAGCGAUGACUCGUAAAAAAUUCGUCUGACCGGUCUGGACAUGUAUGGAGCUGAUGCGUAUGGUUUUAAACUGCUUUUAGCAAUAUUUUGGCAUUAUCGCGACAAUCCUGUUUAAAGAUCAAGAUGUAUAUAAUGCAGAUAAUGUUAUUGUAUUUACUACAAUGACCAUCAAGAUUUAGUCACACCCACCUAAUAUGUCCCCAUGGAGACCAGUGAUACAGACCAUAAUGAAUGGAGGUGAAUCACAUUCAUUACAAUAUUGACCACUCAUAUAAUAGUCAACAUCAUUGUAGGCUUAACACUAGAAGUUCACUGUGUAUAUGACCUGAUUGUUUCAUAGUGCAUACAUGGAUAUUUUUGCUCAAUCAGCGGCAGAGAUUGGACAUGCUAAAAAUUAAUUUAAUUGUAUAUAUUUGAAAAUGAAAUGGAGCAAAAUCUGAAUAAAUAGUGUAACCAAUA